GAAGGGAGGAGAGAAGAGGAGGGGAACCGCCAUGGGGCCUUGGAGUCGAGUCAGGGUUGCCAAAUGCCAGAUGCUGGUCACCUGCUUCUUUGUCUUGCUGCUGGGCCUCUCUGUGGCCACCACGGUGGCUCUCACCUACUUUGGGGCCCACUUUGCUGUCAUCCGCCAAGCGUCCCUGGAGAAGAACCCGUACCAGGCUGUGCACCGAUGGGUCUUGUCUGUGGGGUCGAGCCUGGUGGGCCUUCUGACUCUGGGAGCCGUGCUGAGCGCUGCAGCUACCGUGAGGGAGGCCCAGGGUCUCAUGGCCGGGGGUUUCCUGUGCUUCGCCCUGGCAUUCUGCGCACAGGUGCAGGUGGCCUUCUGGAGACUCCACAGCCCCACCCAGGUGGAGGAUGCCAUGCUGGACACCUAUGACCUAGUGUAUGAGCAGGCAGUGAAAGGCACAUCCCAGGUCCAGUGGCAGGAGCUGGUGGCCAUCCAGGACACGUUUCUGUGCUGUGGGAAGAGAUCUCCUUUCAGCCGUCUCGGGAACACAGAGGCUGACCUGUGUCAGGGAGAACAGGCGGCAAGAGAGGACUGCCUGCAGGGCAUCUGGAGCUUCCUGAGGACACACCAGCAGGUCGCCUCUAGCCUGACCACCAUUGGCCUGGCCCUCACGGCUUCUGCUUUAACAUUCCACAAUAGCCUCCCAGUCCCCUCUAGAACACUACGCCACAGCCUCAUGAUCCCCUUGCUCCUCAGAGCAUGUGGCCACCAGCCCCAGGAACCCAGCCUCUUGAGACGCUCCCAGGGUAGACCUGCACGUUAUCCUCACUCCGAAGCAGAUGCUAUUGGUCCAAGAGGAUGCUCGGGCCGUCUUCAGUGGCUUCAGGACAAGGAUUCUGUACCUCGGCCCCUGUCCCGACACCUGACUGCCCACAGAAGUGAAGACACCCCUACUGUCAGCCCUCAUGGGAGAGUUCAAGCUGUGAGCAGGGGAGGGAGUGAAAGCCCAGCCAGAGAGCCAGGCUCCAUUGGGAACAGAUUUGGGUAUUUCACCAAAUCCCUCUGUGGGAACGGGCUGGGCGCAAGCACAGAGGAGGUCACACUGGAGGGAGCAGCCCAGGGCAGACUGCAAGACCCCGGUGGUCCAUGCCCUGGAGGGCUCCACCCAGACACAAGCCACGCUGGUUUUCCAUGCUGCGUAAGAAGCGGCACAGAUGUAAGGACUGCAAGUAGCACCCGUUUAUGAUCUCGCAGUUCUCCAGGGCAGGGGUCCCAGUGGGCUCAGCGGGCGCCCUGUGCGGGGUCUCUCAGGCUCACGUCAGGCCUUGGUGGGCUGCACUGUUAUCUGGAGGCUCCAGGGAAGCGUCUGCCUCCAGGACCAUUCAGGCUGUUGACAAGUCAACUCCUCAUGGCUGUAGGACUGAGGUUCCCGUGUCCUGUCCCUGCUCCCGUGGCCCCUCCACCUUCAAACCAGCAAUGGCACACUAAGUAGGCUGCCGUCAAAUAUACAUCACAUAGAAUUCGCCAUCUGAACCAUUUUUUAAGUGUAUGGUGUGUGUCAUUAAACACAUUCACGUUGCUGUGCAACCAUUGCCACGAUCCAUCUCCAGAACUUUCCACCUUCUCAAGCUGAACGUCUGUCCCUAGUAAACACCAACUCACAUCCUCUGCCCUGGUCCCUGGCACCCACCAUCCACUUUCUGUCUCUAUGGAUUCAGCUGCUCCAGGGGCCUCAUAUCGUGAGGUCACACAG
Messenger RNA from Cebus imitator (Panamanian white-faced capuchin), 1738 nucleotides. RefSeq names its product tetraspanin 32 (gene TSPAN32). Bases 32 to 1231 code for a protein of 399 amino acids. The record is from RefSeq and is a predicted model, not a curated record. Gene Ontology annotation, cellular component: membrane. NCBI's taxonomy places the organism in Eukaryota, Metazoa, Chordata, Mammalia, Primates, Cebidae. The transcript has 9 exons.